CAGUUCUCUCUGUUUGUUCGCCUUUUUUUUAUUUAUUAUUAUUUUCAGCGCAGUGUGAUGAACUCCACAGUCCACAGUCCACACCCACACGGAGAAGCAGUACGGACUUGGCCGUGAAUCAAUCACACACUCUAAUUCAAGGGUUUCAAUCUUUUUCCCCUUCCUCUUUUUCGGCGGUUUUGUCUUGUGUUUAUCGCUCAAUUUAAGACACACUUAUCGGAUUUGUUGCAAAUCCCAGAUAUUAUCAGAUUUCUGUUGGGGCUAUUAGUGUACCUUCAUAAUGGCGGAUCUUAAAGAGCGGCUACUCCCACCAAAACCUGCAUCUGCUCUUAAUGUAAGAGAGGCUGCCAAUCGACCAUCUGCUUCUGGAAGGCAAGCAUUCCAAGGGGUGGAUGUUCUGGGGCUAAAGAAGCGAGGUCAAGGUCUCCGAUCAUGGAUUCGUGUUGACACAACUGGAAACUCGCAGGCCAUUGAGGUUGACAAGUUUACCAUGAUGCGGCGCUGUGAUCUACCUGCACGUGAUCUUCGCCUACUUGAUCCUCUGUUUGUCUACCCAUCAACAAUCCUUGGUAGGGAAAAAGCUAUUGUUGUGAAUCUUGAGCAGAUACGGUGUAUCAUUACAGCAGAUGAGGUUCUUCUGUUGAAUUCCCUUGAUAGUUAUGUAUUGCACUAUGUAAUGGAGCUACAACGACGGUUGACAACAACUGGGGUAGGGGAGGUUUGGCAAUCAGACAGUUCUGACAUGAACCGAAGGAGAGGAAGUAGGGGUUUUGAAAAUGUAUUUAGCAACUCUUCCCCUGAUUAUUUACCUUUUGAGUUCAGGGCUCUUGAAGUUGCCCUGGAGGCGGCAUGCACAUUUCUUGAUUCCCAGGCAGCAGAGUUAGAAAUUGAGGCUUAUCCGUUGUUGGACGAAUUGACAUCAAAGAUCAGUACUCUAAAUUUGGAACGUGUUCGUCGGUUGAAAAGCAGACUUGUGGCCCUGACCAGGAGGGUUCAAAAGGUUAGAGAUGAAAUAGAGCAGCUUAUGGAUGAUGAUGGUGAUAUGGCCGAGAUGUAUCUUACUGAGAAGAAAAGGCGGAUGGAGUUGUCAUUUUAUGGAGAUCAGUCUAUGGUUGGAUAUAAAUCAAUUGAUGGUGCAUCCAUUUCUGCUCCAGUCUCUCCUGUUUCAUCACCACCUGAUUCUCGGAAGCUUGAAAAGAGCUUCAGCAUUGCUAGGAGUCGACAUGAGAGCACAAGGAGUUCUGAAAGUACUACGGAAAAUAUAGAGGAGCUUGAGAUGUUGCUGGAAGCAUAUUUCGUGGUCAUUGACAGCACUCUAAACAAGUUGACAUCGUUGAAAGAGUACAUUGAUGACACAGAAGAUUUCAUCAACAUUCAACUGGAUAAUGUGCGUAAUCAGCUUAUCCAGUUUGAGCUUUUACUCACAACUGCAACAUUUGUGGUUGCUAUCUUUGGAGUGGUAGCAGGAAUAUUUGGGAUGAAUUUUGAAAUUGCAUUAUUUGAUGUCCCCUCUGCUUUCCAGUGGGUCCUGAUAAUAACAGGAGUUUGUGGAGUCUUCAUAUUUUGUGCAUUUGUGUGGUUCUUCAAGUACAGAAGACUCAUGCCCCUGUAGUAAGCUAGACCACCGUGAAGAAGAUUAAACAAUUGCGUCCGUUCUACCAAUGUUUACCGUUUCGUGAAUGCAAUCAUAAAAUUCAAAUGGAAAGCCUGCUCAUAUCGAGCAAUUCUUUCAAUUCAAUUUUGUAUCAGUUUUAGAUGAUUUCUCAUGAUAUUCAGAUUCAACAAUGCCUCUUUAGACAAAACUGAUACUUAGAAUAUUUGAAUCGACAAAUUAAUAUGUAAGCUCCUAUAGUUUUUUUCCUUCAAAUUUUUAGUUAGGUUCUUAUAAUAAAACACAGUAAAAAAAAGUGUCUUUAUAGAUUGAAAAUCUUGUAAUUAAAUCUCCUACU
Molecule: messenger RNA, 1949 nt
Organism: Cajanus cajan (pigeon pea)
Lineage: Eukaryota; Viridiplantae; Streptophyta; Magnoliopsida; Fabales; Fabaceae
Product: magnesium transporter MRS2-1
Biological process (GO): magnesium ion transport
Molecular function (GO): magnesium ion transmembrane transporter activity
Source: RefSeq, a predicted model, not a curated record